AUGGCGACUUCGGCUUCUUCCUCAAACACUGAAGCUCCAUCAGGUGUAAUACAUUCCGCUCAACUCAUUUCUCCAUCCCUGAAAUUUGUGAUAUCAAAUCUCAAAUUUCUCGUUUCGAAUUCCUUAACUCCGGACAACUACCCCCUAUGGAGUAAUCAGAUUGUCAAGAUUCUCCGGGCAAAUGGCUUCGCCACCUUUCUUGAACACAAACCAGGCUCCGAUUCUACGACAGAGACGUCCUCCACUACUAGUAAAGAUCUAAAUCAAGAUCCCUCUCCAUGGUCUGUUAUUGACCAAAACCUGGCAGCCGCCCUGUGCUCGACGAUCUCUCCGACGGUUCUUCCAUACCUCAAGAAUGAGCUCCACAUCGUGUCCAUGAAAAAUCUGUCAAUGUCUCAGUACCUAACCGAGAUCAAGAAGAUCGUCGACCAAAUCGCAUCGGCGGGAUCCACUGUGGACUCUGAAGACGUAAUUAUUUACAUCUUGAAUGGGCUUCCCCCUUCGUAUCAGCCAUUCACAGCAUCCAUCCGCACUAUGCAAACAUCUCACUCUGGACAAUCUCUACGCACUUCUUAUCAGUGA
Messenger RNA from Dendrobium catenatum, 582 nucleotides. RefSeq lists its product as uncharacterized. The transcript has 2 exons. Bases 1 to 582 code for a protein of 193 amino acids. Lineage: Eukaryota; Viridiplantae; Streptophyta; Magnoliopsida; Asparagales; Orchidaceae. The record is from RefSeq and is a predicted model, not a curated record.